Paramecium sonneborni is the source of this 1422-nucleotide messenger RNA. NCBI's taxonomy places the organism in Eukaryota, Ciliophora, Oligohymenophorea, Peniculida, Parameciidae. The record is from the annotation of a GenBank genome assembly.
CGAAUAAUGGAGAAUAGAGAAUUUGAGGAAUUAAGUGCUAAUUCUAAAAAAUCUGAUAGACAUAAAUCAACUCCAAUAUAAGCAUAUUUUAACUUUGUGAAAUCUAAUUUAGGGAUCGGUAUAUGAUUUUAAAACAAAAUUUUGCAGGAGCUAUUGUAUUACCUUUUGUAACAUAUUCUGUUGGAUGGUUUUGGUCAAUAUUUUUAUUUUUACCAGUUGCUUUUAGUUGUGUUUAGUUAUAUAUUCUAAUAUUUUAGAUCAAGUAUUUUAUUGAUUGCAGUAGCUGAUCAUUUAGCAGUAGAUAAAAUUUUAUAUGCAGAUGUUAUUCGAAUAACUUUGGGACUAAAAUGGGCAUUUUCUUUAGAUAUAGCAAUUGUAUUACAAUUGGUUGGAAUAUGCAUAGCCUAUUUAAUAUUUUUGACUGAAUCUGUUACAUAAUCAUUAUUAUCAAUUGGAGUCGAAUUUGAAAAAUGGCAAUCAUUAUGUAUGACAUUGAUAAUCAUUUUUCCUUUAUCUUAUAUAAAGAACAUUCAUUUCUUUCACUUAACUAGUAAAUAUGGUUUCUAUGCUGCUCUAUUGGGUUUUUUAGUAGUACUUUAUGAUUGCUACUUAAGGUUCUCUUAAGGAUUAUACAGUUUUGAGAAUUCUGUAAAUAUUAGAAGUAAAAUAUUAAAUUUUUUAUUUUAAGAUUCCUUUCAUUAUGUAGGUGUUGCAAUCCUUUGUUGUGAAGGCAUAUUAACCAUUCUACCAAUUAGAGAUAGUAUGGUUAAUAAAUUAGAUUUUAAAAUGGUUGCAAUAAAUAGUAUGGCUACUGCAUUUGGAAUAUCUAUUUUUAUUGCUUUAAUUGCUGUUCCAAUUUAUUAAACAGAUAUUAAACCAAUUCUAAUUUUCAAUUUAGAAGUAAUUAUUAAUAAUUAAAAAGAAUCCUUAUCUACAAUUUAUUUCAAUUGUAUUUUAUUCUAUAAGUUUAUUGUUAACAUAUCCUUUGUAAUUAUUUCCAGCUGUUUAAAUAAUUGAAAGAAUGAUUUUAGAAAAACAAUCUUAUCAAGAAGUUUAAUAAUAUUAACCAUAAAUAAAUGAAUUUGAAAAUAAUUAAAUUUAAAAUGAUAGUGAAAAUGCUAUGUUUGCAGAUACAAAAAUUCAAAUUAUAAUAAGAACUUUUGCAAUGAUAUGUAUAUAUUUUAUUGCAUACUAUGUUCCACAUUUAUCUCAUUUUCUAAAUUUUAUGGGAAGCAUUUUUGGAUCUUUAUUAUAAGUAAAAUAGAUUUAUUAAUUUAGUUUUGUUUCCCUGUGCUAGCACAUAUGAUACAUUUUAAAAAAACAUCUGAACCUUAACCAAAAUUAACAUAUACAUUUGUUUUAAUAGUAGCAAUAUUAGCUAUGGUAUUAGGAACAAUAGAAUCCUUAAGAGCUAUGUUAUGA